UUGCCGAGGGAUAUUUCUUUGCAUUUUGAUCAUUCCCUCUUGAUGUGGGAGUUCUAGUGCAAGUGGGGUUUUUCCUUUUUUCUGGGAUUUUGGACUCAAGUACCAGUGUGAAAUGGGACGGCAAAUAUGAUCCAAAAUUUUCAGGCAGCUGAUGUAUUCCUGCUAGCAUUCUCUCUCAUAAGCAGGGCUAGCUAUGAAAAUGUUGCCAAGAAAUGGAUUCUUGAGUUGAGGCAUUAUGCUCCUGGUGUUCCAAUUAUUCUUGUUGGAACAAAACUUGAUGUCAUUAUUAACUUGCUUGGGCAUUUCUUGACAACCAAUAUGCGACUUGUGUACAUCUUCGGGAUGAGAAGCAGUUUUUUCUAGAUCAUCCUGGUGCA
Messenger RNA from Arachis duranensis, 377 nucleotides. RefSeq names its product rac-like GTP-binding protein ARAC5. Gene Ontology annotation, cellular component: nucleus; plasma membrane; cell projection. Bases 127 to 363 code for a protein of 78 amino acids. NCBI's taxonomy places the organism in Eukaryota, Viridiplantae, Streptophyta, Magnoliopsida, Fabales, Fabaceae. Gene Ontology annotation, molecular function: GTPase activity; GTP binding; protein kinase binding. Gene Ontology annotation, biological process: regulation of cell shape; establishment or maintenance of cell polarity; small GTPase-mediated signal transduction. The transcript has 3 exons. The record is from RefSeq and is a predicted model, not a curated record.